CUCCCAUGGGAAAAGGAGCAGCCUCCUCCCCCGUGUCCUCAGGAUCGCUCCUUCCUGCCUGCCUGCAGCUCGUGCGGAGCCGAGCGCUCAGCCCGCGCCUGGAAGGGCACCAGCCAGCCAGGGGCCGGCCAAGUGCCUCUGGGGCGGAGGACCCCAGCGAGCCCGGGCACCCCGAGGAUUGGGAGCGUCUCCCCCGCCCUCGUCCGGCCGAGCGGCGCCGGUUCAGCACCGGGACGGCGGACAGCACCCGGGGGCGCCCGCAGCUGGCGUGGCCGCGGCCCGCGCCCCAAGGGCAGCGGCGCGCGAAUGGAGUGGGAUGACACCGGGGCUGAGGCCGCGGCGGAGAGCUGGCCGGCUUCCACCCCAGCAGCAGGACGGCCCCGGGAGGUAGAGUUAAAAUGUUGGUUCCUAACAUUCCCACACCAGCUAUGUCCUGUAUCUCCCUGCAUGCACUUCCGGGCGGCGAUGGUCGCACCGUUACUAAGGCCAGGGCCACUGCAAACAACCCGAGCGUUCUUUGGAGCUCUUUUGGCCCUUACUAGUUAAGAACUGACUUGUUUUUGGCACUGCGGCCACACAGUUCCACAGCCAAAGGGACAAGCACCUUCAGAGAAAUGUCAUUUCCGCGUGGAGCUCACCUUCCUGACCCUGGCUGGUAACUGUUUCUCCGUGACCCUCAGGAAGUACCUGUACCUGGAUGUUCUUAGCGCCUCUGCCCCUUCUUAGGAAGACACACCCCGUUGCACCACUUUUGUCCCUUCACAGUAGGUUUUGAAGAUCACUCCAUGGGGAGACACGACAGUCCUCCCGCCUCCGCAGCGGCUCGGCCGGGGCUCUCUGCAGCCCUCGGCCGGCCUCCGCCUCUGCCGUGGACAGGGCACGGAGGGUUGCGGAUACGCAGAGGCCAGCGGGCAAACCGGGGGGAAGCAGCCCGGUGCAGGCCGUGGGGCGGCAGGAGUGUGAGUUCUGUCAGGGAAGCGACCGUGGGCUGAUGGGGCGCCGCGGUUCUGCUCCUCGGGCCCAGCCUUCGGAGCGCAGAGACCCGCGCCCCGCGAGCCGGCGAUGACCGCGGACGCGCGCGGGGCCACGGCUAACGCGCGCGGUCCCCGCCUCCGCGGCGCUGUGCGCAGGGCUCGGCGGCCACCCGGGUGGACGGUUUCCCGCGCGGAACCAGGCACUUCCCGGACUCGCGGCGGCCCCGGGAGGCACCUCGAGGUCGGCUGCAGCGGCGCGCGGCGAGGGCAGGGCUCCGCCGCCCGGGGUGCUCCCGAGUCCCCGCCGGGCCUGGCCCGAGAGGCCCAGGUCGCACCCCCACGUCUGCGCCCAGACACGCGCUCCGGCCGGGCCGGUCGCCUCACGACAGAGCGGGGCAGGGGACCCCGGGCCGGGCUGGGGAGGGCGACGCGCGGCUCGGCGCGGCCCGCACGUGGAGCCCGCAGUCCCCGCCUACGACGCCCGCGGGCAGGACCCGUCGGCGCGAGCACGACACUCGCUGGGUGGACCAACCUGCCCCCGGGGCUGCUAGGGCCAAACCCCCGGCUACGGCCCCGCGCGCUCCCGCGUCCACCGAGCCGCCGGAUCCGCUCCGGGACUCUCCGCGGGCCGCCGCGGCCGCACUGCGCCUGCGCGGGGGCGCCCCGGACCGCACCAUCGCCCGAGCAGGGGUGCGCGCGGCGGGCGAAGCCCCACCCCGGCCCGUGGAGCCGCCCGUCGCCCUGGAGUCGCUCGUUGCCAUGGAGCUGCCCGCCGCCCUCGACGCCGCGGCCCAGGUCUGGGAGCGCCCCCGGAGGAGCCUCUGCGACCCCCGGCCGGCCACGGAGAGAACGAGACAAACGAGAGGCCCCGGAGUUCGCCGUUGAAUUUCCUCCUCCAGAAGCGGGGAAGGGAGCCGGCGCGCGGCGGCCCGGCCCCGAGCAGGGGCCCGAGGCCGGCGCCGGGGAGACGAGGGCGGCCGCCCCAGACGGAGCGCGGGCCUGCCGGCUGCGGAGGACCCUGAGCCGCCUGGAGGAGCUGCGCCGGGAGAAGGAGCUUUGCGUCCAGAGAACCAGAGGAGAGCUGCGUGCUUGCCGUCGGAGGAUGGAGCUCAUCACCCAACAGCAGGCGAGCGUGGCGGCUGAGAUGGCUGCGGAAAGAGAGGCCAAAAACACCAGUGCAGCCCUGGGCCGCCUCCAGGCGGUGUCCGGACGCCUCUGCAGGGAGCUGGACACUGAGCGAGUCCUGCAGGCACAGAUCAGGGAGCUGCUGCGGAAGCACGAGAGCAGCAUGUGGCACGUUGCCAUCCAGGAGAGACAGCUCGAGGAUGCCCAGAAGUCUGCCCUGGAGGAGGAGGCGGCCGGCAGGAAGCACCUCCGGGAGCAGGCGGCCAAGCAGCUCCACAGGGAGGAGGCCGCCUUGGAGAAGGCGGAGCGGAACCGGCUGCUGAGGGUGAGGAAGUCCACGUACCUCCAGAAGGAGCACGGGCUCAGGCACCAGAAGCUGGUGGAAGACGCCCAGAGGAAUCGCAAGGCGGCAGUGAAAUUCCUGAAGGCUUCCCUGAGGAGACGCCGGGAGCAGGAGGAGCAGGAGGAGGAGGAGGCCCGGGCACACAUGAGGAGGCGCAUGGACGCAGUCCUGGCCCUGAAGAACAGCGUCACAGCCAACAGGGAAACGCUCCGGAAAUUUCAAGCGUGGAGCCAGGCGAAGGCGGAGCUGGCUGAGCAGAAGGCCCAGACCGAGAAGGAGAUGAUUCUGGCCCAAGGUGGGGACGCCUUCAGACAGCUUUUCCAUCAACGCAGGUGCCAGGAGCUGGAAGCCCAGAACCGCACCUUCGAGGAAGAGCAGAGGCUCAGAAAGCAAGAGAUCGUAGGUCGGAUUCUGAAGGAAGAGGCCAAGGUCGAGAGCAGGAGGAAGAAACAGUCGUGCCCUGCCACAGCCCGGGACCGGCCGGCUCUGCGGGAGCGGACGUGGAGUUACAUCACGAACGUCUGUGAGGGGCAGGACACAGCAGUCCCUUCCUGUCACCUGCUGGAUGGCGACGCGGCCACACACCCCAGAGCCUCACAGUUACUGGAAGCCAUUUCCAGCGAGUCCGUGCAGGGAGAUGCUGGGAACACCAGCUGGGAAGGUGACACGCUGGCCGAGCCGGAGAUCCGCGGGCUCUGGAAGGAAGACUGCCAGCCGUACCAGGUGCCCAAGGAGGACACGGACCGGAAGCCCGUGGGGGCGACGAAGAUGGACAAGGACAUCCUGGCCCGCACCAUGGAGCAGCUGCGCAGCCGAAUGACCCACAGGCAGGUGGUGUCCGGGCGCGAGUUCCGAGGUCGCCCCUUCAAGAGCAAGCCGCGGCUCGUCCACUUCAAGGACUUUGAUAUCGGCAAAGUGUACAAGAAGAAGAUCACGUUGACGAACGCCACCUACAGCAUUAACUUCUGCAAGCUGGUGGGCGUGGAGGAGCGUCUCCGGGACUUCCUCCACGUCCGCUUUGAUCCCCCUGGUCCCAUGUCAGCUGGGAUGUCCUGCGAAGUACUUGUCACCUUCAAGCCCAUGAUCAACGAAGAUCUGGAAGGAAAUGUCUCAUUUAUGACUCAGACAGGGGGGUUUUCCGUGCCGCUGAAGUGCUCCACGAAGAAAUGUGCGCUGUCUCUUGACAAGGAGCUCAUCGACUUUGGCAGCUAUGUGGUGGGGGAGACCACAUCCCGGACCAUCACGCUGACCAACGCCGGGGGCUUGGGCACCAAGUUCAAAUUUCUUCGGAUGUCAGAGUCCUGUGAAAUGGGCAUCGCCCAGUCGGCCAUGAAAAUGAGCAGCGCGUUCACAGACGAAGAUACAAGUUUCUACGAUAAAAUCAUCACCGGCGUUUCUGAGCAACAGACGGAGGGCAACGAGCCCUCCCCCGCAGACAUGCCAAGCCCGAAGGAGUCUGGGAAGCUGGACAGCAAGGAACCGGAAGAGGGGCGCCCCACGGAAUCCGAGGGAAUGACCGUGACCACUGUCGUGACCAUACCCCACAACGAGGAGCCGACAGAGAUCUCGCUGGGAGAGGACACAGAGGGGGAGAUCGGCCCCUUCAGCUCUGUCAAAGUGCCGGUCACCUUCACGCCCGUCAUUCCAGGAGAGGUCCAGACCAAGUUCAAGGUUGUGUUCAAGAAUCAGCAGUGCCCGACCUUGUAUUUCAGAGUCAUGGGCGUCGCUAUUGACGUGCCGGUCUGGGUACCGAAGCCCAAUGUGGACCUGAAGAUUUGUAUGUACGACCGGCUGUACCAGGACUCCAUCCUCGUGCAUACUCGGUCGAAAGCGGCACUGCGUCUGAAGUUCGAAGUGUGCAGGGAGCUGCGGGAGCACAUGGAGCUCCUGCCAGAGACGGGCUACAUCCAGGCCCAGUCCUGCUACGCCGUGCAGCUCAAGUUCCUGCCGCGACUCUCCCUCCCAGAAGACGCAGGGAAGUAUUUUGACAAGGAAAGCAGAGUCCUAGAGGCCCCGAUGACAAUCCGGGUGGCUGACCAGAUCAAGCCGGUGGUGUUUACCGUGCAUGCCGUGGUCACCACCUCGGACCUGGAGCUCAGUCCCUCGGCCGUGGACUUCGGCUACUGCACCAUCUACGAGGCCAUCAGGACACAAAUCAGCCUCUACAACCACUCCCUCCUGCCCCAGGGGUUUGGGUUCGUCGGGGUCCCCAAGUUUGUGGACAUCCAGCCCAAUGACGGGUUUGGGACAAUCCUGCCGCUGGAAAUGCUCCAGCUUGACGUCAUCUUCCAACCCACCAAGGCCAAGGAGUACGACUUCGAGCUCGUUUGCAAGUCCGAGAUCAACCGGUGCUUCAAGCUGGCGUGCCGAGCUGUGGGCGUCCACCCGCCCCUGGAGCUGUCCCACUACCAAGUCAAGUUUGCGGCCACCUCCCUGUAUGACAUGUCCGUGGCCACCCUGUACGUCAUCAACUCUCACGUGAGCAUGAACUCGCUGACCCACUCCGUGCCCCGCAUCGGCUCCGAGGACGCCUCUCCCGUGGGGCCCACGUCCUUCGAGUUCCUGCUGCCCCCGGACUCGCCCAUCACCAUCUCGCCCUCCGUGGGGACCGUGCUGCCAGGAAAGAGACACCUCAUCCGGGUGGCGUUCCGGCCCGUGCUGCCCAGCAAGCUGGUCCACCAGGAAGCCUCCCAGGCCCCGAGCAGACCGGCGGAGGCCAAAGUGCUUCGCAAGGACACAACCAGCCAGAAGAAGGACCUCAGGAAACAGUCCUUCUCCGUGCUCCGGCCGCAGAGCCAAGACCGACUGCUCAGGAACUCGACCACCCCGACUGCAGAGCUGGACAAGCAGGACCUCAAGUUCAGUUCCAACGAGUACCAGAUUGCCCAGGCCACCCUGGCCAGAUCUUUCCAGGGGAAGUUCGACAAGUUGGUGGUUCCCUGUGUCGUCGCCAGUGGUGACACCAAAGACAGGAAGGGGACAGAACCCCUGAGUUUCAGUCCUCACAACACCCUGUACCUGGAGCUGUGGUGUCCGGCAGUGGCACCGUCUGUCGUGGUGACCUCCAACAAAGGCAAGACCAUCUCCGACUUCGGCGACAUUGCUGUAGGACACCACGGGAUAAGGAAGGUCUCCAUCCAGAACAUCUCCCCGGAGGACCUCGCCGUGGAAUUCUCCGUGCUGAACCCCAACGGCCCCUUCGUCCUGCUGAACCCCAUCAGCAAGCUGCUUACUGGCGAGACCUAUGUCCUGACGCUGUCCUUCUCUCCCCGUGAGAGCAUCCUGGCCCAAGAAACACUGGACAUCAUCACCAAGAGAGGGACACUCUCCCUGACCCUCGUGGGCACCGGCGUGGCAUCCGUGAUCACAUGCUCCAUUGACGGGGACGUUCUGGACAUGGGUUACGUCAUUGCCAGGGAGUCUGUGUCCUCAAGCUUCAAGCUGCAGAACUGCUCCACGCUGCCCAUCAAGUUCUCGAUGCAGCUGGACAGCCUCUCCCGCUCCAGGAGCGAAGACCAGCCCCGCCUGCCGCAGUUCCUCACCUCGAGGGUCCAGAGGACUGAAGUCGUGGGCACCCAGAACUACAGCGGCCAGAGCGUGUUCAGUGUGAUCCCAGUCGAGGGCGUCAUGGACCCAGGCAAGGCACAGGACUUCACUGUGACCUUCAGCCCGGACCACGAGAGCCUGUACUUCUCUGACAGGCUGCGGGUCCUGCUCCUCGAAAAGAAACUCUCCCGCCAGAUCCUUCUGAAGGGCGCGGCCCGCGAACACAUGAUGUUUGUGGAGGGCGGUGACCCCCUGGACGUGCCUGUGGAGUCCCUGACCGUGAUCCCCACCCACGACCCUGAGCACAGAGAGGAAGCAGAGGAGCUGAAGCCCAUCCUGGUGACCCUUGACUACAUUCAGUUAGACACAGACACGCCACCUCCCCCUGCCACCCGGGAGCUGCAGGUGGGCUGCAUCCGGACAAGCCAGGUGUCCCCAAAGAAGACGGUCGAGUUCAGCCUGGAGGGCGGCACCGCUCUGCAGCACAAGGGCUUUACCAUCGAGCCCUCCAGGGGCUCCGUGGAGCGUGGCCAGACCAAGACCAUCAGCAUCUCCUGGAUGCCGCCUGCCGAUUUCGACCCGGAUCACCCACUCACCGUGUCAGCCCUGCUGCAGCUCAAGGGGGACGUGAAGGAGACUUACAAGGUCCUCUUGGUGGCCCAGGUGGUGACUGGCCCCUGAGGCCACAGGAUUCUCUCCACAGAGCACCCUCGGGCCCUCCUGCUCACCCUUGAAGCCCUCCCUUGGUCUGUAAACAGGCCAAACCACCCACAGGCCUGGGACCUGCACAUCCCUGGCUGGGCAGGUUCAAACGUGCAGCCCUCUGUGUGACCCUAUGGCCAGGGCGCCUCACCCCACAGGCAUGGCCACUUCCUGCUGCCCUGGACCCCCUGAGUCCAGAGCACACCCUCCUCUGGCCCCAUUCAGAACCAGCAAGACGACCAGUCCUGCCCACAGCCUGCUCUGACUCUGAGCCCUUCAGCACCCCAGCCCCGCCAGUACCCACCUGCCCGGCCUUUAGAAGUGCUGGUGGGGGAAGAGCUGCCCCCACAGGUCUGUCAAUAAACCUUCUGGGCUUCUUCCUACCGGCCUGAAGUGUGGGAUGCGCACCAGAUCAGAGAUGGGGACAGAGCCCUGGGGAGGCAGCGCCUGCCUCCUAGCCCCCCACAUAGCCCCCCACACCCACACACACAAAUUGGUCCAUAAGCGAUGAGCCCCGCCCUGGCUCACUGGGGAAUCACUGGCAAGGCAGGGUGCUGGGGACAGAGGCUGAAGGUGAGACAGGCCCAGACCCAGGGAGGCCCUGCAAAGAUGGGGAAGGGUAUAGGAGGCGCCAAAGCCAGGGCACCCUUUAGGAUUCUCUGUCCCUCCCAAGUGUCA
This is a messenger RNA of Mustela erminea (ermine), 7368 nucleotides long. It is a transcript of the gene CFAP74, whose product is annotated as cilia and flagella associated protein 74. The coding region runs from base 1063 to 6669 and encodes 1868 amino acids. The transcript has 41 exons. The record is from RefSeq and is a predicted model, not a curated record. NCBI's taxonomy places the organism in Eukaryota, Metazoa, Chordata, Mammalia, Carnivora, Mustelidae.